Messenger RNA from Acanthaster planci (crown-of-thorns starfish), 2550 nucleotides. It is a transcript of the gene kmo, whose product is annotated as kynurenine 3-monooxygenase. Gene Ontology annotation, molecular function: kynurenine 3-monooxygenase activity; FAD binding. Lineage: Eukaryota; Metazoa; Echinodermata; Asteroidea; Valvatida; Acanthasteridae. The record is from RefSeq and is a predicted model, not a curated record. Gene Ontology annotation, cellular component: mitochondrial outer membrane. Gene Ontology annotation, biological process: L-tryptophan catabolic process; quinolinate biosynthetic process.
CCAGCUCGCGCGCUCGCGGAUGCAGCUAGCAGCAGAGAUCAGGCAGACGUUAUUUAAUAUCUAAGACCAUGGAGACCAGGACUGUAUGAGUUGCGGUGCCGCUGUUGUUCUGAAGCUGCGUAAACACUAGUUUUGGCGAACAUGGGUAGCACAGCCACGGAUGUAUCCUCUGUUAAAGUUGUUAUUAUUGGGGGUGGACUGGUUGGAGCACUGGAGGCUAUUUUUAUGGCCAGGCGGGGUUUCCAAGUGGAUUUGUACGAGUCCAGAGAAGACAUCCGCACCUCGGAGCGUGUGAUUGGGAGGAGCAUUAACCUGGCAUUGUCUGUCCGAGGGAGAGAAGCAUUGCGAUUGGUUGGAUUGGAAGACCAGAUUGUGAGUAGGGGUAUACCAAUGCAUGCCCGCCUUAUCCAUGACGUCUCCGGGAAGAAGUCAGCUCAACCCUACGGAAAAGAAGGCCAGUUCAUUUUGUCAGUGGACAGACGGCACUUGAAUGAAACGCUCCUGACCGAAGCUGAGAGGUUCCCAAACAUACGUCUGCAUUUUUCUCACAAGAUGGCACAGGCAGAUUUUGACAGUGGAGUCAUCUUCUUCACAGAUAAGGAUGGGUCAAAGGUCAAGGCAUGCCCGGACCUCACCAUUGGCUGCGAUGGGGCAUACUCCACCACACGACGUCAGAUGAUGCGCUGUGGGCGCAUUAAUUUCAGCCAGGAGUACAUACCGCAUGGAUACAUGGAGCUGAGCAUGCCGCCCAAAGACGGCAAGUUUGCCGACAAGGAAAACUAUUUGCACAUCUGGCCGAGGCAUGAGUUCAUGAUGAUCGCCCUGCCCAACCAAGACUGCACGUUUACCUGCACGCUCUUCAUGCCAUUCCAAAACUUUGAGGAGGUCAACGCUGCUGGGGGACAAGCUCCCUUGGACUUCUUCCGGAAGUACUUCCCAGACGCAAUCCCGCUGAUUGGGGAGGAGGCCAUCUUAACAACUUUUGAGGAGAGGCAGGGCCUUCCCAUGGUGUCAGUCAAAUGUUCUCCUUACAACUAUAAGGACAAGGUGGUGAUUCUUGGUGAUGCGGCGCAUGCCAUGGUGCCAUUUUACGGCCAGGGAAUGAACUGUGGGUUUGAAGAUUGCAUUGUCUUCAAUGAGUUCUUAGACAAGUUCAGCAAUGAUUUUGCCAAGGCCUUGCCUGCUUACAGUGAACAUCGUAACCCUGAUGCCAAAGCUAUGUGCGACCUAGCUAUGUACAAUUACAUUGAGAUGAGAUCCUUGGUGAACUCCCGCUGGUUCCUAUUCCGGAAGCGAGUGGACCAAUUUUUGAACUGGCUGAUGCCAAACAAAUACAUUCCCCUCUACACCAUGGUGACAUUCAGUCGAAUACGAUACCACAGUGUCAUACAGCAGUGGAAGAAACAGAAUACGGUUGUCAGUAAUGGGCUGCUCUGUCUUCUGUGCCUACCUGCCAUCAUUGCUGGAGUGAUCAUGUUGAAACACCUCAAGCCGGACAUAUUCAGCUGGUUGAAAAUCAUGGGAAAAGGCUGAAUUAUUUCACAGAUCGUAUUUUCUCUGUGGCCACCGUUUUCAAACACCUUGCCACUGGUUAGGUGCACUGUAAACCAAGAGCCAUUCUUGAGUCAGUACAUGUAUUCACAUAAUGAAUGUGUAUGAAUGCAGUGGUAAGAAUGUCAUGAGAUGACAGAUGGAAUGUUCCAUUCCCGCAGCAAAGCUGUGUGGAAUGGAACAUUCCAUUUGUCACAGAAUGAAAUAAUUCCUUCCAAUUUAACAAUGUGAAACAUUUGUUGCUAGUUUUAUACAACACCUGAGUUAGUGUAAAAUAAAUCUUGGCAUCAUGUGAAUACAUGUAAAUCUCUGUAUGAUCCGAGUGGUCAAAAAUUUCUUGUGACCUUAAAUCUUCUUUGUACCUUCGAUGAAACUUCUAAUAUGGCAGUACAGCCGUGCCAUGCAUUUGGACAAAUAAUUCAAAUGGCAUAGAUUGACAACCCCGCAAUCAGAUUGCAGGGAUUUGUUCUAGCAUUUGUAAAAAGUUGACAACCUAUUUUCAAGUUUUUUUUAAUAAAUAUUAGUUACACUCUCAAAAGUUCUUUACUCUUGUAGUAUUAUGUAAAUAUGAACGUGUCUUAUUCCAGCAACUACCUGCCAAGUUUCACUUACUGGCACACAGGAAUUGGUGCAAGCGUUUCAGGGCAAAUAGUGGCCCUGUGGGAAUGGAAGAAUUAAAAAACAUUGCUUUUAGUGACACUGUGCAGGCUGUGUGCCUUUCUCAACCAUUUAUAUAUUUGUAUACUGGUACGGCGUAAGUCUGCAAGAACUUGCUGUGAAUCCUGUGAUCUUCCACUGAUGUCUGAAGCUCUGAGGAUUAGUAACUGAAUGAGUCAAAACAUAUGAAUGGGAACUUGUCCUAAAAUAGUGCGAUUUAGCAACAGGGUCUUAUGUCCAGAGAAUUGAUAGUAUUACGUACUGAUGAAUUAAUUUUGGAGUUUUUUGCCCUUCCCGACGUGCAUUUUAACACUGUAUGCUCAGUGUAUGCCCCCGAAGGCU